GAUCGCCAGUCGGCCGUCGACCAUCGACGCGCACGGACAUUUUAAGAAGGGAGAUUGCGCGUCGCGAUUGCGUGAGUGGAUUCAACGUCGCCGCGAGUGCCGAUUGAAGAAGAGUGCAGGACGAGAGCAGGCUCAUUGUACACGCAUUGUUAUUGCUAUGCAUGGACCAUACGGAGUAAAAUGUGAAUGUCAGCGACACUGAAGACGAUGAUGCUGCGUGAGCUGAUCCUGCUGGCGGUGGCGGCGGCAUGCCUCGUGCAAGGAUGGAACGUCAAGCCCGAAAGUCAGAAGGUGGCAGUCAAGUGCGAACGGCUCAGCGUGUCCUUCUGCAGAGGACUGCGCUACAACUUGACGGCGAUGCCGAACUUCAUGGGCCACGUGGAUCAAGUGCAGGCUGAGCGAGGGCUGACGACUUUCAUGCCACUGGUCCACUACAACUGCUCGAGACAUCUUCGGCUCUUCUUAUGUGCCGUUUUCGCGCCGGUCUGCUCGGAACAUGUGACUAUACAAAUACCGGUCUGCAAGUCCCUCUGCCUUUCCGUAAGGAGAGAUUGCGAACCGGCGUUAACCACCCUCACGCUUCCAUGGCCGCAUAUGCUGGACUGCGACCGCUUCCCGAAUCAGGAUAACGUACUCUGUGUAAAAUCACCGGAUGAUACAUUGGACGAUACCAGUUUGCCGGUACUGCCAAGCGUGCAACAACAGUGGCCGAUCGUGCACGAGCAGCCGCUGCAGAUCUCCACGCAAGAGCAGCAGCAACAUCAUCACCAGUGCCCUCCGCCCUUUGUGCAGAUCCCUGAAGUGAACACGAUCUCGUGUGCACCACGCUGCGGCACCGACGCCUACUAUCGCGCGGAGGACAAGAGGUUCGCCGAGCGUUGGAUGACCGGCUGGGCAUGGCUGUGCUUCCUGUCGACUUCCUUCACUUUGCUGACCUUCUGGGUCGAGCCGUCUAGGUUUCGCUAUCCCGAGAGGCCGAUAGUCUUCUUGGCUCUCUGCUACAAUCUUCUCUCCGUGGCAUACAUCGUCCGAGGUGUCGUGGGCGCUGAAAAUCUCAGCUGCGCUAUUCAGAUCGAUGGAACAAGCUACGUUCCCGUUCGUGAUGGCCUGAAGAGUGUUCCCUGUACAAUUUGGUGGUUGGUCAGGUACUAUCUGGGACUAGCCAGCAGCACAUGGUGGGCAGUUCUUUGCGGUUGCUGGCUGUUGAGCGCCAGGAACGAGUGGAGCAGCGAGGCUCUUCACAACAUCGCAUCUUAUCUUCAUGCAGCCGCGUGGAUUCUUCCAGUACUCUUUACAGGAGGAAGCCUGUUGUCACGCAACGUGGUGGCGGACGAGCUGACCGGGCUAUGCCAGAUCUCUGACGAGUCGGCGCUUUGGCUGGAGGUGAUACCGCACGCCGCAUUAUUGCUGCUGGGUUGUGUGUUCGGCAGCAUUGCUGGAAGCGCGCUGGUUCGCGUUCGAAGAGCCGUGCGUUGCGCUGGCCGUAGUGCCACGAAGUUGGAGCGUCUAAUGACCCGGUUGGGUAUCUUCGCGCUACUGUACGCGUUGCCGGCACUGGGUGGCCUCAUCUGCGUCUUACACGAAUCGUCGGUGAGGCCGCGAUGGCGGAAACUGGCGUUACUGGCUGCGUUGGACUGCCGCGCUACCCAAAAUUGCGCACCAGGCCCGGUCUAUCGAGCUGCCGGCCUCGAAGUAGCUCUCCUCAGGCUCUUCUUGUCGCUCGUGGUUGGCGUUACUUCCGGCAUGUGGGUCUGGUCUGGUAAAACCUGCCGAGCUUGGAGCAGGCUUCUCGCUGCGCCCAGCAAGCCUGUCAGGAUGCAGACUCCUUUCCAAGGCAUCAAACAGGAUGCUAACGUCGCUUGAGGAAUUUUCGGUUGAACUACUGACGUGGUAAGAGUAAAGACCGCCAGUCUUGAGAAAAUAUUAAUAUAUGAAAAGUAGCAGUACUCCAUACGCAUGAGGUAAUUGGAAAACGGUGACGUUAUCAACCGUUUUAAUUUGUGUAAUAAAAUAUUAAUUUUGCAAGUUAUAAUUAAUAUAACAAUAAUAUAAGUAUACAAAUAAUAUAAGUAUGUAUAUAAACCUAUUAAAGUAUACUAUAUAUUUAAGAUAAAGUAUACUAUAUAUUUUCGUGAAAUUAUGUGCAUUUCUCAUUCAUGCUAUAAUUUGACAAAAUUUACCGAUACAGAUUAUUAAAAUAACGAAGUUCUUCAUAUAAGAUAAAACCCUAAAAGACUGGCAGUUUUUAUUUUUAUUUUGUCGGGGUGGUCGAACUUAUUCGAGCAACAAUACGAAUAUUCGGGGAUAUAAAAUACGUAGCGGUGAAGACACGUUGGAUAUUUUACGUUAUUAAUAUUUGUUUUAGACGUUCCGUAGAUAAUCUUUGGAUAUCCCUUGAACCUUCGUGUUGUUAGGCUGGCUUGUGAGAGAUUAAUUUUAUAACCAUGGCAGCAUUCGCUGAGUGGUUUCAUGUGAUUUUAUUUAUGAGUCAAAACAUAAGAAUGCUUGUACGGGUCGGUAAAUGCUGAGAAUGAUUGCUUUUGUAUAUAUACGUUGUACAUAUUGUAAAAAUGUGAUGUACGUAUGAGAAGUCGUAGAGUAUAAAGAUUAUAAAUCUGCAGUUAACACAUUGACUACCGUGAUGGUUACCGGUGACCAACAUUAUUAUACUAUUGCGUCUUGUUAAAUAAAGUAUAAUUUUUGUAUCUAAAAAUUUGAUUGUGCGAUUCAUAAAGCGCUAAUAAAAUGAGAUAAAAAGUCUGUGCAUUGGGAGUUACAUUUAUUUUUCGUAUAUAUCAUAAAUUUAAUUAUCAGUUCGGUUUUUGUACAAUCUAUGAAAGUGCGACAAUCAAUGUGUUAACGUUGAAUUAUGGCAUUAUUAUAAUAAUGGCAAAAGUGUGUAUCUUGAUACAACUUUAAUAAAUACCAGUCACUAUUUUUACUUGUAAA
Messenger RNA from Odontomachus brunneus, 2949 nucleotides. RefSeq names its product frizzled-9-like. Lineage: Eukaryota; Metazoa; Arthropoda; Insecta; Hymenoptera; Formicidae. Gene Ontology annotation, molecular function: Wnt receptor activity; Wnt-protein binding. The transcript is spliced from 6 exons. The record is from RefSeq and is a predicted model, not a curated record. Gene Ontology annotation, biological process: canonical Wnt signaling pathway; non-canonical Wnt signaling pathway. Gene Ontology annotation, cellular component: plasma membrane. The coding region runs from base 187 to 1863 and encodes 558 amino acids.